Molecule: messenger RNA, 286 nt
Organism: Coregonus clupeaformis (lake whitefish)
Lineage: Eukaryota; Metazoa; Chordata; Actinopteri; Salmoniformes; Salmonidae
Product: unique cartilage matrix-associated protein-like
Exons: 3
Biological process (GO): regulation of osteoblast differentiation; embryonic skeletal system development
Cellular component (GO): extracellular matrix
Source: RefSeq, a predicted model, not a curated record
CUCUCUCUCAGUUCAUAACUUCACUGCUUGCAGCGCUGCUUCACUGUAUUCUUCAUCAUGUCCUGGACUCAUCUGGUCUUUCUCUCUCUGCUCGCCACCCUCCUCAUCCUCACACUCUUCACCGGGGUGGAGAGUGCAUCGGUGAGAGACGAAAAAGAUGGAAGAGACGGAAAAGCUGCAGAGCCCGAAGGGUCAGCGCGGCGAGUCUUCAUGCCCGAAGCGGACGCAACAAACUUCUUCAAAAAGCGCAGUCGGCGCUCGGCCAAACAUGAGGCGGAGGUCCUCG